AUGGGGAAGAGCUCAAGCAAUCACACAGUCCAAGACCGGUUCAAACACUCAGGUGAAACCGUUAGUCGCCAUUUUGAGAGAGUUCUCAAUGUAAUAUAUAAAUUAUCAUUCGAUUAUGUUCAUCUACCUUUAAGUAGCUCUCCUUCAGAAAUUCGCAAGAAAAGCAUUUAUUAUCUCUUUUUCAAGAAUUGUAUUGGGGCAAUAGAUGGUACCCAUAUUCAUGUGAGUAUUGGUGUUGAAGAGCAAGCUCCACAAUGGAAUAGGAAAGGCUUUUUAUUACAAAAUGUAAUAGUAGCUUGUUCUUUUGAACUUCGCUUUGAAUAUGUACUUGUUGGGUGGGAGAGAUCAUCAUCAAAUUCUUCUGUGUUAAAAGCUGUACUAAAAUCUAAUUUCAAGGUUCCCAGAGGUCACGAUAAAUAUUAUCUCGUUGAUGUGGGUUAUGCAAACACACAAAACUUCAUAGCUCCAUUUAGGGGGAAUGUUAUUGAACGUGCAUUUGGCUUGUUGAAUAAAAGAUUCCCUCUCUUGAAAGUGGCAACAAUAUAUCCUUAUGAAACACAAGUUAAGAUAGUCGUUGUUGCUUGCACUUUACUUAGUCAUAUCCGAACUAUAAUAGAUGGUGAUGAUUGGCUCUGUGAGGAGUAUGAUAGGGAUCUUACACGUGGAUCACUUAAAGGAACAAAUAUUCAACAUAACGAUGUAAACCCCCAAGUUGAUAAAAAUGAUGGUGAUGAACUACGAGAUCUUGUUGCUAAAGCACUUUGGGAUGACGAUUGUGCUCACUAUUGA
Molecule: messenger RNA, 789 nt
Organism: Amborella trichopoda
Lineage: Eukaryota; Viridiplantae; Streptophyta; Magnoliopsida; Amborellales; Amborellaceae
Source: RefSeq, a predicted model, not a curated record